GAGAUCUGGCCUCUGGCCUCUGACAGGCCGGCGUUCUUUCCGUGCCAUGGGAGGGCUCUGGCGUACGGGAUGGAGGCCCGUGGCUUUCUGCGGGUGGCCCUGGAACCACCCUGGGAACCCGACCAGGGCUGCGGAGAGGGUAGAGUCUUGUCUCAGGUCGGGGAGGAGCGGGACAGGGGGUGCUGAGAGGGAGCUGAGACGGCUCGGGACAUGGAGGCGCCCGAGCUUGGCGGUGCAGCCGCCGCGGCGGCCGAAGAGCACGAACCCCUUCACGCGCGCACAGGAGGAGGAUUGGCGGCGGCGGAACAAGACCGUCCUCACGUAUGUGGCCGCGGCGGCCGUGGGCAUGCUGGGGGCGUCCUACGCCGCCGUGCCCCUUUACCGGCUCUACUGCCAGACUACUGGACUUGGAGGAUCGGCCGUAGCAGGUCAUGCAUCAGACCAGAUUGAAAACAUGGUACCUGUUAAGGAUCGCAUCAUUAAAGUCACCUUUAAUGCAGAUGUGCAUGCAAGUCUCCAGUGGAACUUUAGACCUCAGCAAACAGAAAUAUAUGUAGUGCCAGGGGAGACUGCACUGGCAUUUUAUAAAGCUAAGAAUCCUACUGACAAACCAGUAAUUGGAAUUUCUACAUACAAUGUUGUACCAUUUGAAGCUGGACAGUACUUCAAUAAAAUACAGUGCUUCUGUUUUGAAGAACAAAGGCUUAAUCCACAAGAGGAAGUAGAUAUGCCGGUAUUUUUCUACAUUGAUCCUGAAUUUGCUGAAGAUCCAAGAAUGGUGAAUGUUGAUCUCAUCACUCUUUCUUAUACUUUUUUUGAAGCAAAGGAGGGGCAUAAGUUGCCGGUCCCAGGCUAUAAUUGAAGUCAGAACUAAGUCCUGCUUCAAAUUUGUGAUUUUUGGAAAAUCAUGUAUCUUCUCAGAGGAGAAAUAUUUACAAUAAUGUGAGGCCUUCUAUUUUAAAUUUUAUAUACUUAUGGUUCUUUUUUCCCAACUAAUUUACCCAACUUACAAUGUGUAACUGUUCAAAACCAUACUUAGAGUUUAAGUAGUGUUAGAAGAAACUGCUUUGUUUCUUAAAUACGUUGGCAUGGACUUGAUGGUUCAGCUUAAUUCACUGGUCCCCUUUCAAAUUAUGAGCACUUCAUACUUGUAGCAAUGAAGUUUUAUUAUUAUUUCUAGAAUAGUUGGUUACUACUUUCAUUACGAACAGUCACUAUUUUAAAAGCUCAAAAUGGAAGAGGAAUCACUAAGCCCUAACAGCUUGCCUAAAGAUUACAUUCUGAUUUCAAAUUUGACUGUAUUUUUCCUUUAAGAUCUAGGGCUAUUUUACAUUCAGAGUACUAAAUAAGUACUUUGAAAUUUCAGUACCAUGAAAUUUAAAUAAAAUGCAUAAGUAUAUCUAGUUAGGUUUCUAGCAUUUCUUGUGAUAGUUCCGAGUCUCCAAAUUUUAAAAUGUUAAGUGGGAUUGUGAAGAUUUACUGACAGCAGAGUUCUUCUGAAAAAAGAUGUAUUAAACUGUUUUAAUAGUAAUUUAUUUGUCAUUGUAAUUUAUGACAAACCAAAGUACAAUUUAUUCUGAAUGUUUUCCAGUAGUUUUUUUUCCAAAAAGAAAAAGAGCAUUUAGUAUUAUAAAGAAUUAUAUUUAAAGGCAAACAGUGUAGAAUCCAGUAACCUCUUGAGGGUACCUGAAAUAUUAAACUACAAUCAUCAAGGCUUUUACAAUUCAUAAUCCUAAACAAUAGUAUUACUUAUGAAGAAGUGCAAAUUGACUUUUACAUUCAACUUUAGUUAAAUGAAGGCACUCAGUAUUCUUCCUGAAUAAUAAUAGUUUUUCACAUUUCAUGCUUUCAUCUAUUAACAAUUAUUUCAUAAUGAAACAGUCUUCAUCUACUCUUAUCCCAGCUCUUGUGAUGAUUUCUAAAUGUAGGAAGCUCUGAAACAUAAGGUGCUACACUUAAUCUGGUUGGCCUCAGUACCAUGAAUUUUUCUUCUGCUGAAGUUUUAAGUGAAUAUAUGUUACAACCAAGUUCUUUUGAGAUAAAGCUUGAGCUGCUGUCAGGAACCAUAAAUGUUACUCUGGAACUGUUACUCUUCUGUUUAAACUUCAUUACUGCAGAGAAGAAAUGUUCCACUGUGGCUUUGAUGUUCUGGAAGGUCUUAACUUCUGGGUCUCAAAGCUGGACAGGGUCUACCUUUAGGAGAAUUGGCACCCAUAAUGCUGCUAGUGAGCUGGUCAUCCACUUCCACCUGGAAUAAAAAGAAGAGUCAACCAUCUCCAUCUUUUCCUCUUUCCCCAUUCCUUGUAACUAGAGAGCCACAGUCUAGUAGAGGAAAGGUGGGAAUGUACUACUUCCACGGGGGAGGGUGUGGAGGGAAUAAAUAAGGUUAAUAGGUUACUGGUGGCCGUGUGCAUUUAUUAGUAAAUAAAUGGAAUGAUUAGUAAAGCAAUAGAAUCCAGACCAAUCUAGACUAACAAUGAAUGGCUUCUACCAGUCCCAGCUAACAGGUAUUAACUGCACAUAAAAGACACAUCUGAUUCUAGUGCUAAGAAGUUUUUAUUGAUCAUCUGUUUUUGUUAGCAUUAACAUUUCUAUACCAUAAACCUACUUCUGCAUUCCCAAGAUUUAUAAUUUUUAGCUAACAUGGUCACAAAAUGUAUUUCAUUAGUGAACAGUAGUUCAUUACAAUUUGAGUGACUCAGAGGAACUUGUGUAAUAAUAUCUCACUCAUCAGAGUGUCAGACUGUGAUGGCCCUUACAAAAUGUAAAUAAUAAAUGCAGAAAGUGACAGUUACACUGAAAUCAUGUGGAAUGUAAGUUGUGUAAGUUGAAGCCUUUACCUCAACAGUCAGUGUGACUUUGAGCUCCUUUAUGGUGGUGAGCAUCAAUGUCUUCAUAAAUAGCUCUGAAACAAACAAGCCAUAAUGGCAAAAGGGUUAUAUAUCAAUUUCAAUGUACUAUUUUGGCUUUUAACUGCCAACAACUUCACUAAAAAUCUGGUGCUAUGUUAGGUGUUCAGGAAAUCAGGCUAUAUCAGUAAAUAAAAACAAAGGUCUCUGUCCUGAAGCUUACAUUAUAACUUUAUUAGAUCCUAAUGCUGCUAUUCCCAUACAUCUUAUAAAUAUGUAUCUUAUGUAACCAUUUUACUUGUAAU
This is a messenger RNA of Eubalaena glacialis (North Atlantic right whale), 3154 nucleotides long. Its product is annotated as cytochrome c oxidase assembly protein COX11, mitochondrial. Gene Ontology annotation, cellular component: mitochondrial inner membrane. The record is from RefSeq and is a predicted model, not a curated record. NCBI's taxonomy places the organism in Eukaryota, Metazoa, Chordata, Mammalia, Artiodactyla, Balaenidae. Bases 47 to 862 code for a protein of 271 amino acids. The transcript has 4 exons. Gene Ontology annotation, molecular function: copper ion binding.